Molecule: messenger RNA, 222 nt
Organism: Cylicocyclus nassatus
Lineage: Eukaryota; Metazoa; Nematoda; Chromadorea; Rhabditida; Strongylidae
Source: the annotation of a GenBank genome assembly
AUGCUUAGCGAACUAUUUGUGGAGGUUCACGGCAUACCAUUGAAACAUGUAACUUUGCUGCAACAAAUAGCUCGAUUGGACUACGCCCUAUUUUCUUACGAAGUGAAUGGAGCGUGCAUAAAAUGUUGUGAAUACUCAUUUAUACACUAUAGCUGUAUGUCUCAAUACGGAGUUACUGAACUUUACCUUUACCUGAAAUUUGUGAAUCCAUCGACGAGCUAG